Cyprinodon variegatus (sheepshead minnow) is the source of this 1513-nucleotide messenger RNA. RefSeq names its product cyclin-dependent kinase 16-like (gene cdk16). The transcript has 12 exons. Gene Ontology annotation, biological process: exocytosis; neuron projection development; protein phosphorylation. The coding region runs from base 210 to 1460 and encodes 416 amino acids. The record is from RefSeq and is a predicted model, not a curated record. Gene Ontology annotation, cellular component: synaptic vesicle; cytoplasm; nucleus. NCBI's taxonomy places the organism in Eukaryota, Metazoa, Chordata, Actinopteri, Cyprinodontiformes, Cyprinodontidae. Gene Ontology annotation, molecular function: ATP binding; protein kinase activity.
GGGGCGCGGUAAUGUGACGUCACCACGUAGCGGAGUAGCAACAUGGCGGCGGAUUACUGGGAGACGGAGCGACCCGAACCUCCUUCAGACUGAACCGAACCACGGAGACCCCGGGUCGGACCGGGCCCGCCUCUGACCGUGUCGCCUCCAGGCUCACGGCUCCGCCCCCGUUGGUUUCACGCCCCCCCCUGCCGCCCAGACCCCCCCUAAUGGAGAGGAUCAGGAAGCUCAAACGGCAGCUGUCUGUCACUUUAAGGAGGGGCGGGGCAGGGGGCGGGGACAGAGCGCUGAAUGAAACCAGUCCUCAGGAAGUGACAUCACACAGCGAUUCAGAGAUGCCGUCUCUUCGCUCCUCAGCAGCUCUGAAGGUCCGAGCCUCAUCUUCCUCAGUGCACUCGUUGCUGCAGACGUACGGCGGCCCGAUGAGGAAACCUCGUGGUCUGGGACGCAGCCUGAGUUCCUACCUGAACCGCACCGCCAGACUGGAAAUUGUUCACGAGGAUGUCAAGAUGAACUCGGACGGAGAGAGCGACCCGCCAUCAUCCUCAGAUGAUGUUCAGAGUCCGGUCCGGGUCCGACUGAGGAACAAGAAGAUCUCUACUGAGGACAUCAAUAAACGUCUGUCGUUACCGGCAGACAUCCGUCUUCCUGACGAUUACCUGGAGAAGUUCAGCGUGAUUGGUCCGGCUCUGUUUGAGCAGCCAAUCAGCAGAAGGCUCCGCAGGGUCUCUCUGUCGGAGAUCGGCUUUGGGAAACUGGAAACGUACAUCAAACUGGACAAACUGGGAGAGGGGACCUAUGCUACGGUGUAUAAAGGUCGCAGUAAACUGACGGAGAACCUUGUUGCUCUGAAGGAGAUUCGUCUGGAACAUGAAGAAGGAGCUCCCUGUACGGCCAUCAGAGAAGUGUCUCUGCUGAAGGACUUGAAACACGCCAACAUCGUCACGCUUCACGACAUCAUUCACACGCAGAAAUCCCUCACACUGGUAUUCGAGUACCUGGACAAAGAUCUGAAACAGUAUCUGGAAGACUGUGGAAACAUCAUACAUGUUCACAACGUUAAGCUGUUUCUCUUCCAGUUGCUGCGAGGUUUGUCUUACUGUCAUGGGAGGAAAGUUCUCCAUCGAGACCUGAAACCCCAGAACCUGCUGAUCAAUGAGCGAGGGGAGCUCAAACUGGCAGAUUUUGGUUUGGCUCGAGCCAAGUCCAUCCCAACAAAGACCUACUCUAACGAGGUGGUGACGCUGUGGUACCGACCGCCGGACAUCCUGCUUGGCAGCACCGACUACUCCACACACAUCGACAUGUGGGGUGUUGGGUGUAUCUUUUAUGAGAUGAUGACGGGCCGUCCUCUCUUUCCUGGCUCUAGUGUGGAGGAGGAGCUUCACUUUAUCUUUAAGCUUCUGGGUAUGAACCAAUCAGCUGUGGUUCCAAUGUCUCUGACAGCCGGAGGUGGAUGAUUCAGGUCCAGGAAGAUUCCGAUUCCUUUAUCGGUUCUGUGAAACGAUUCGAU